Messenger RNA from Echinostoma caproni, 546 nucleotides. The record is from the annotation of a GenBank genome assembly. Lineage: Eukaryota; Metazoa; Platyhelminthes; Trematoda; Plagiorchiida; Echinostomatidae.
AUGGCGGAUCCGCGUGCUUUGGAGACUGAUGCUACAAAUUUCGCAGAAACAGCAGAGAAGUAUGAGAAGCUUGGUGAAAAGGAAGGAGCAAUUUUUUUUUAUACCGCCUCGUUAGCUCGAGCCCGGUACAUAAUGAAAGAUGCUGUCGAUUCCGAGGAGAAGGGGAACAAAGAAGAAGCCGUUGAUUUGUACAGCAAUGCAGUCGAACUGCUCUUAUCUUUGCGUUCCUCUGUAAAAGAUAAAUUAACUCUGGAAAAAGUCCAAAGGCUUGCCAAACAAGGGCUUGAUAGAGCUGAAAUUCUUCGUAAACAGCUGGAUGCAGUAUCAGGCAGCUCGAUCAACACACGCACACGCGCUCCUGAGCCAAAUAUACGCAACAUAAAUCGUGAAACACCUUCAGCUUCAAGUACAAGUUCUGGUGGAUAUACAGCCGACGAGCUGAAAGUACUUCGCUCUACCUCAAGCAUCAACGGUCGAGAAUACCUACCAUUUCUGGACGCAAUCGAUCUUCGUGAACGGUUCGCUUUUCCGAAACCAUACACGUAA